Messenger RNA from Drosophila ananassae, 3634 nucleotides. It is a transcript of the gene dlp, whose product is annotated as glypican-4. The record is from RefSeq and is a predicted model, not a curated record. Gene Ontology annotation, cellular component: cell surface; plasma membrane; extracellular region. Bases 461 to 2791 code for a protein of 776 amino acids. Gene Ontology annotation, biological process: cell migration; regulation of signal transduction; regulation of protein localization to membrane. The transcript is spliced from 8 exons. NCBI's taxonomy places the organism in Eukaryota, Metazoa, Arthropoda, Insecta, Diptera, Drosophilidae.
CUGACAACAAGCAAGUCCAUGGCUUUUUGUUAUUGUUUUACCGACCGCUCACGAGCACGCACUGUGCCGCAUCUCCUCCAGUUCGCGGUCUGCUUGAAUUCUCGUCGCGAGUGCCAGUGCCGGUGUGUGAUAGAGCCCCCCUUUUAUCCGCUCGGAAUAGCCGUGUUGCACUUUGAUUGGAGCCCAGCUCAAAAUGCCCACUGAGAAACGGUGAACAGGUGAAAUAAUGCCGGCAAGCAGCAACAAGGCGGCGUCCUAGUGUGCGUGAGGUGUUUCAGUUUGCCGAAAUAUUUUCUUUUUGCGGCAAAAAGAACAAACAAGAGCCCAGCCAUAAAUCAACGGCCGGCAGAAUAUAAUCAUCAGUUCGCCCUCUCCGGUAUAGAGAGUCUCUCGGUUAUCAGCUUUGUGUUUUUAAGUGAAAAUAAAAUUAAAAAUAAAAGAAAGAACCCGACAGAGCAACAUGUCGCAUCCAAAACAUCAACAACCUCUGCCCUGCAGAAGAAAAGCCACCGCCUGCCUUGUGAUAUUCAGCUUCCUGCUCCUGCUAACACAUCCUGUGGCGGCCCAGGACGGCCCUGCUCCCCCCCAGGUGGCCGCCCUUGCCGCCCCCAGUCCCGCGGGCGGUGGUCCUGGAGUCUCCUCCUCGAUCCUCGAUCAGUUCAGUCCCAAUUGCAGUGCUGUAACUCACAUAUUCCAGUCGCGGGGCAUCGAUGUCAGUCAGAUUCCCCAAAAACCAAGUAAUGAACAAAGCCUGCGCUACUGCGAGUCCCCAUCGGUGGGUACCUGCUGCACCUACAACAUGGAGACCCGAAUGGCGAUACAGUCCCGAACGCAACUGGAGAGCCACACCAAGGAGCAGAUCUCCCGGAUGUCGGGCAUCCUCGGCAGCAAGGCGACCAAGUUCAACGACAUCUUCCUGGCCCUGCUGAAAGAGUCCCGGACGCAGUUCAACAGCAUGUUCAUCCGAACCUAUGGCAUCAUCUACGAACGAAAUUCGUACGUCUUCUCCGAUCUGUUCAAGGAACUGGAGAACUACUUUGCCCGCGGAAGAGUGGACUUGCUGGAGGUCAUGGAUAAGUUCUUCAACACACUCUACCAGAAGAUGUUCACCGUCCUGAAUACCCAGUAUACCUUUGAUGAAAACUACAUGCGAUGCGUCAGCGAGCACAUGAAGGAGCUGAAGCCCUUCGGAGAUGUGCCGGACAAGCUCUCCGUGCAGAUAAAGAGAUCCUUUGUGGCCACACGCACCUACGGCCAGGCUCUGGCCACGGCCGCCGAGGUGGCCAAGAAGGUCUUGAAUGUCCGCCUUAAUGCCGACUGUACUGGAGCCCUGACAAAGAUGCAACAUUGUGGCGCCUGCAAAGGAUACACGGAGAAGCCCUGCACCAACUACUGCGUAAAUGUGAUCAAGGGAUGCCUCCACUACCAGCACGAGUUCGACGCCGAGUGGGAGAACUUCGCCCUGGCCAUGGACAAGGUGGCCGAGAGACUGCUGGGCUCCUUCAACAUUGUGAUGGUGGUGGAGCCGCUCAACAUCAAGAUCUCCGAGGCCAUCAUGAACUUCCAGGACUCUGGCCAGGAUAUCACCAGUCGCGUGUUCCAGGGCUGCGGCAGACCCAAACUGAAGAAGAUGAAGCGUUCCAUCAGCCCCAAACUGCAAGGAGUCCAAGUGUUGAACGCCCAGAGUCCUGUCGAGGCGGACACCCUGGACAUCGAUGCCACUCUUGACGAGGCGAUUGUCCUGCGAGAGCGUCGAGCAGCUGAGCCAGGAUCCCAGGACGCCUCCGGGCAGCAAUCCCAGGAGCAGGGUGUGGGCAAAGGCGGCAAUGGAGGUGGGGGCAACGGAGGCGGCGGCGGUGGCAACAGCCGGCGGCAGCAACAACGACGCAAGCAGCAGCAGCAGAGACGCAAGCAGCAGAGUAAUCGAAACGACAACGACGACGACGAGAACGAGAGUGGCGGCGGAGGACGUGAACCGAUUCUGGACAGGAUUGUGCGGGACAUACGCCAGCGGGUGAAGGACUACAAGAAGUUCUGGUCGAACCUACCGCACAGCGUUUGCAGCAACGAGGACAUAGCCUCCAGCUCCGAUGUGGACGGCAUGUGCUGGAAUGGCCACACCAUCGACAGGUACAUGCACGCCAUUACUACUGAACACGGCUCCAAUCCGGAGUUCAAUGGCAAUCCUGCCAGCACCAAGCAAACCGCCCAAAUGUCCUCGCAACUGUUCCACCUGAAGAACGCCAUCAAUCACCUGCGCAACGCCUACAAUGGCCAGGAUGUGGAGUGGAGUGAGCAGGAAGAACCAUAUAUGGGCAGUGGAGCUGGCUCUGGAUCCGGGUCAGAAGAUGACGAGGACGACGACGAGGGCUCCGGCCUGGGACCCUUCGAGCCAAGCCGCAAACCGGAUGUAGACCGCCCGUCGGUGAACGGAAACAACAACAACGAUGACGACGAGGACGAUGACGAUGAGGACGGUGCCCGACGAGGUCAGGUGCCCACAUACACAUCACGUCCGGCCAUCGGCGGAACGGACGACAAGGAUCCGCUGAUUCAUACCACGCACUUCGACCAGGAUCACAACAGGGUCGAAGAGGACCAUCGCCAGGGCGGCGGCGGCGACGAGGAUUCGGAUGGCGGCCAUGGCGAUUCGCAGGAGAACGGCGACGACGACGAUGGCAAUCGGUCAUCCAAUGCUCCGGAGAAGAUGACGCUGCGUCGCGCUCUGGUUGUCUAUCUACUGCCGCUGUAUAUGGCGUGGUUCGGCGGCGCCUGCGCCGAUUUGCUGUGAUUACUCAAUGUGCGAAAUGCAGUCAGCCCAUCUGCAUCCCCUACACCUCUCAGUCAUUCAUCCGUGAAGCAAAAUGUUAUUAGCAGAACUAAACGUACACACAACACACACAACCUUUAUAUACGAAAUGCGAGUCCAAAAUUUUAUAAAAACUUUUGAUGAAAGCAAUCAAAACGCAAUCAAGUAUGUAAUCGGCAAUUGGCCUACUCUAGAUGCCUAAAGAAUCAAGAUGUAUUUAUUCAAAUUGGUAUUAGACACAUCUAGCAAAAAGUGAUUACCAACCAAUGUUUAAAUCACAAUCUUGAGUGUUCUAAGGGAUCUGAAGGAAGGACAUUGCCUGAUUAUGGUAGAAGAAGAAUUUAGAGGAGAGAGAAUACGUAACGAGCCCAUUUUAGUUUAGUAAGACCCCGCGACGAACCCUGUACCCCUCGAACUCUAAGUCUAAGUGAGAAAUUGUAACUUCUAAGCGAAAUGAGGAGCGUGUGAAUGAAUGAUCGAAUGAAUGAAUGCGAUUGAGUGCCAGUGAGAGUGAGUGUUUGAGCGAGUGUGAGUGUGAGUGUGUGCGGAGUGCCUGUUCAAUGUGAUCGUUUAGCAAAAAUUAAAUGUAAACACUUUAGCCCCUAGAGACCUAAGCGAAAAACACACGACCUACACAUAUACAUAUUUAAUUUGUAUUAUAUACUUAUAUUUAUGCCAUCGAGCAUACGUAACAAAAAAAAGCGAAAUCAAUUAGACCGAACAAGAGCAGCAAUAACUAAUUUCUAACUUUAGUCUAACUGAUAAAUCUGAUUAAAAUGUAACGCUGAACUCUAAUUUACGUUAACAAGGCCAUAGAAAAGCGUC